This is a messenger RNA of Amphimedon queenslandica, 1267 nucleotides long. Its product is annotated as small RNA 2'-O-methyltransferase-like. Gene Ontology annotation, molecular function: O-methyltransferase activity; RNA methyltransferase activity. The transcript is spliced from 7 exons. The record is from RefSeq and is a predicted model, not a curated record. Gene Ontology annotation, biological process: RNA methylation; piRNA processing; siRNA processing. The coding region runs from base 1 to 1071 and encodes 356 amino acids. Lineage: Eukaryota; Metazoa; Porifera; Demospongiae; Haplosclerida; Niphatidae. Gene Ontology annotation, cellular component: cytoplasm; nucleus.
AUGGGUUGUGCUGAAUGCGAGCUUCUCAAAUCAUUAAAGUUUCACAGACACAUUGAAUCACUUAUCGGUAUUGAUAUAAAUGAGUCUUUACUUCAAUCAAAUCAGAACUCACUCCAACCACUCAUCACUGAUUAUCUACAUAGACGCAGUAGACCAUUGAAAAUACAAUUAUUUAAAGGCUCUAUUGAUGAAGCAGACUCUAGAAUGAUGGACUGUGAUCUAUUCUCAUGCAUUGAAGUUAUUGAGCAUUUGUAUCCCUCAGUUCUUGAGAGGGUUCCAGCUGCAAUAUUUCAAAAGCUAAGACCUCAAGCUGUUAUCAUAUCAACACCAAAUUCAGACUUUAAUGUACUCUUCCCUGAGUUUGUUGGCUUCAGACAUUUUGAUCACAAAUUUGAAUGGAGCAGACAAGAGUUUCAAGCAUGGUGUUUCAGUAUUUGCUGCCUGUACCAUUAUGAGGUUGAAUUCAGUGGAGUAGGAGACCCACCUGCCAACAUGACAUAUCUAGGACACUGUUCACAAAUAGCCAUCUUUAGAAGAAUAGAGAAAGAGGAGGAGGAGGAGAGAGAAGAAGAUGAAGAAGAUGAUAGUAAUGAGGAAAAAGAGGAGGAGAGAUUAGGGAGCCCAUAUGAACUGAUCUACGAGUGUGAGUUUCCAUAUGAACCAGAUCCACCCACUCAAUCAGAGAGGCUCUCCAACGAGGCAGAGUAUUACCUACGAGUACUAGUGAGGAGAGAGAGGAACAGAUACCUUGAGAUUGGAGGGGAACCGACUAUAGAGAAUGGCAGUCAUGAAAACUCUGGUCUCACAGAGUCCCCAAGACAUCGUGACUUCAUUAGGAUAGAACUCAAUGAGUUAUUAAUGUUUCCAGUAAUACAGGAACUGACCAAUAGUGUUACUGACAUCAGUGAGGCACUGAGACAACAUUCCAGUUUAAUACUAUCAGAGGAUUCAAUGAAUGCUAUAUUUUAUGAAGAGAGCAGCAGCGAAGAGGAGGAGGAGGAGGAGGAGAGAGAGGGAGCACCUCCUAGUGACACUCCAGCUGCUGUCACUGAAGAAGAAUCAUGGGACUAGAGCAUAAUAUAACCAUAAUGUAUAUGUAUGUAUUUUAUUUUAAACUGUACAUAAUAAUAAUAAUAGAUAGAUAGAUAGAUAGAUAGAUAGAAGCAAGAAUAUGUAAAUAUUACAUAUAUUCUUGGUAAGUUAAUAGUAUCUGUUGAAAUGUAUUACCGGUAAAUUAAUUUUGCUCAUUCCUCCUCUAUGGUCAGUA